This is a messenger RNA of Naegleria lovaniensis, 1173 nucleotides long. RefSeq lists its product as uncharacterized. Gene Ontology annotation, cellular component: membrane; glycosylphosphatidylinositol-N-acetylglucosaminyltransferase (GPI-GnT) complex. The record is from RefSeq and is a predicted model, not a curated record. NCBI's taxonomy places the organism in Eukaryota, Heterolobosea, Eutetramitea, Acrasida, Naegleriidae. The coding region runs from base 1 to 1173 and encodes 390 amino acids. The transcript is spliced from 3 exons. Gene Ontology annotation, biological process: GPI anchor biosynthetic process.
AUGAAACGACGAAAACAAUCUCAACACACCAACACUGACUUGAAAACGAUCACGCAACGCUAUCAUCCUGGCACUUCGGAACAUGAUCCGACUGUGGCAUCUACAUCACCCGUUCAUUCUACAAAUGUUUGCUCUCAAAGACUUCUCUACAAGACACUUAUUGAAAAUAUAAAUUUAAAUAACCAAAACAAUAUUUUGCUACAGCACGAUCAAGAGUCCAAAGCUGUUGAUCAAAGAACAAAAACUAUUUUACAUAGUCAUCAAAACUUUUUAUCUGAAUUGAAAAUUAAUCAAGAUUUGGAAAUUUAUAAUUAUUGGGACACAUCCAAAGAAUGCCUCGCAUUGGCCAUGCAAUUUACUUGUUGCUGCCUAUUUUGCCUUAUUUUCUUUUUAAUUUACGAAUGGGAACCUUCGGGGAAAUUUCAAAGUUUUGAAAUUAUGGCCAUCAUUAUACUUGUUAAUUUUGUAUUUAUUUUACCGUUUUUAUAUUUGCAUAGAACGUUGAAAAAAUCCUCCAAAUCGAAUACGAAUAAUUUAAACGAGUCCUCUCAUGAUAUACAGCAAUCUAUGAACAUUUCAUCAUUUAGUUCAACUGUAUUUAAUUGGAUCAUUGUCGUAUUGAUUUUGUUAGGAGCUUCUCCCAUACUUAGAACAUUGACAUUACUCUACUCCCAAGACACAAUUAUUGCCCUAGUUUGUCUAUUAUUUAUCAUUCAUUUAUUUACACAUGAUUAUUAUUUUGUGAAUGGAAAGACUGAAAAAUUCAACUGCUAUUUAUCUUUGAAUUGUGUGAUUUUCAUUUCUGCUCUGUUUGCUUCACGACUGAGACAUUCUUUGGAUGCAUUUGUCAUUUUACUUGUGGCAAUUGAAUUGUUUCUGUUAUUUCCAUUCGUGAGGCAUCAAUUAAGAAAGAAUGACAAAACGUUCCUGUAUGUCACCAUUUACCUACUCAUGACAUGUACAACAGUAACUGUGCUCUAUUAUUUUGUGAGCUCAGUUUUCCUCCUCUUUGCCUUCCUUUCAGUUAACAUUAUCAUGGUUUUCCUAAUGCCUUAUUUAUUCAUCUUCUCUCAAACUCACUACAAACAAGUGUUGACUGGUCCUUGGGAUGAAGCUUCUGUACAUCCAAUCGAAUAUGAAAAAAUCAAGAAUUAUUUGGUUUCCAAGAAAUAA